GGGGUAAGUGAAUCUCAGAUCUGGGUGGUGGCUAUAAAUAAGGCGAAACCCGCUCUCACAAAACUCGCACUCUGUUCUCUGCUUCAAUUCACGCUCUCUCAUUUCAGAGUUGAAGCUACACAGAGAACUGGUCUCUUAUCUUAACGCUACCCGAAAGAACAAUGGCUUCGCAUAUUGUUGGAUACCCUCGCAUGGGCCCCAAGAGAGAGCUCAAGUUCGCUCUUGAGUCCUUCUGGGAUGGCAAGAGCAGCGCCGAGGAUUUGAAGAAGGUUGCUGCUGAUCUCAGGGCAUCCAUCUGGAAACAGAUGGCAGAUGCCGGGAUCAAGUACAUCCCCAGCAAUACUUUCUCUUACUACGACCAGGUUCUGGAUGCCACUGCCACCCUUGGUGCUGUCCCUCCCCGUUAUGGCUGGACCGGCGGUGAGAUCGGGUUUGACACCUACUUUUCUAUGGCCAGGGGUAACGCCACCGUCCCUGCAAUGGAGAUGACCAAGUGGUUCGACACCAACUACCACUUCAUUGUCCCUGAGUUGGGCCCCGAAGUGAAGUUCACAUAUGCCUCCCACAAGGCAGUUGAAGAGUACAAGGAGGCCAAGGCGCUUGGAGUUGAAACUGUCCCAGUCCUCAUUGGCCCAGUUUCAUACUUGUUGCUCUCCAAGCCUGCCAAGGGUGUUGAGAAGACCUUCUCUCUCCUCUCACUUCUCCCCAAGGUCCUCGCCGUCUACAAGGAAGUCAUUGCUGACCUUAAGGCAGCUGGAGCUACAUGGAUCCAAUUUGAUGAGCCUACCCUUGUGUUGGACCUUGAUGCUCACAAGUUGCAAGCAUUUACUGAUGCAUAUGCAGAACUUGCACCUGUUCUCUCUGGCUUGAAUGUUCUUAUUGAGACCUACUUUGCUGACAUCCCUGCUGAGACAUACAAGACCCUUACAUCUCUGAAUGGUGUCACCGCAUAUGGAUUUGAUUUGGUCCGUGGAACUCAGACUAUUGAUUUGAUCAAGGGUGGAUUCCCCAGUGGAAAAUACCUCUUCGCUGGAGUUGUUGAUGGAAGGAACAUUUGGGCUAAUGAUCUUGCUGGUUCUCUCAGCACACUGCAUGCUCUUGAAGGCAUUGUCGGCAAAGAUAAGCUUGUUGUAUCCACCUCCUGCUCACUUCUUCACACUGCUGUUGAUCUUGUUAAUGAGACCAAGUUGGAUGAUGAGAUCAAGUCAUGGCUAGCUUUUGCAGCCCAAAAAGUUGUUGAAGUAAAUGCUUUAGCUCAUGCAUUGGCUGGUCACAAGAACGAGGCCUUCUUCUUUGCCAACACUGCCGCCCAAGCUUCAAGAAAGUCAUCCCCAAGAGUGACCAAUGAAGCUGUUCAGAAGGCUGCUGCUGCGUUGAAGGGUUCUGACCAUCGCCGUGCCACUAACGUCAGUGCCAGAUUGGAUGCUCAACAAAAGAAGCUUAACCUUCCAAUCCUCCCAACUACCACCAUUGGAUCCUUCCCUCAGACCCCCGAGUUGAGGAGGGUGCGCCGUGAAUUCAAGGCUGGAAAGAUCUCUGAGGAAGAAUAUGUUACAUCAAUCAAGGAGGAAAUCCGCAAAGUUGUUGAACUCCAAGAAGAGCUUGAUAUUGAUGUCUUGGUCCAUGGAGAGCCUGAGAGGAAUGAUAUGGUUGAGUACUUUGGAGAGCAGUUGUCAGGUUUUGCCUUCACUGUUAACGGGUGGGUGCAAUCCUAUGGAUCUCGCUGUGUGAAGCCACCAAUCAUUUAUGGUGAUGUGAGCCGCCCCAAGCCAAUGACAGUCUUCUGGUCAUCCGCUGCUCAGAGCAUGACCAAACGCCCAAUGAAGGGAAUGCUUACUGGCCCAGUCACCAUUCUCAACUGGUCCUUUGUCAGAAACGACCAGCCAAGAUCGGAGACCACCUACCAGAUUGCUUUGGCCAUCAAGGAUGAAGUCGAAGACCUUGAGAAGGCUGGCAUUAAUGUUAUCCAAAUUGAUGAGGCUGCUUUGCGUGAGGGUCUCCCAUUGAGGAAGUCAGAGCAAGCUCAUUACUUGGACUGGGCCGUCCACGCCUUCAGAAUCACCAACGUCGGUGUUCAGGAUACCACCCAGAUCCACACCCACAUGUGCUACUCCAACUUCAACGAUAUUAUUCACUCCAUCAUUGACAUGGAUGCUGAUGUUAUCACCAUUGAGAACUCUCGUUCUGAUGAGAAGCUUCUUUCAGUGUUCCGUGAAGGAGUUAAGUAUGGUGCCGGUAUUGGCCCAGGUGUGUAUGACAUCCACUCCCCAAGGAUUCCACCAACCGAGGAGAUUGCCGACAGGAUCAACAAGAUGCUUGCAGUGCUGGAGAAGAACAUCUUGUGGGUCAACCCUGACUGUGGUCUCAAGACCCGUAAGUACACUGAGGUGAAGCCAGCCCUCACCAACAUGGUUGCUGCUGCCAAACUUAUCCGCAACGAGCUUGCCAAGUGAAUUCCAUAAAUGAAAGACCGGAAUUCCGGGUUUUAUACAAGAAAAGGAAAAAUUUUCUGUGUUGUUUUUUUCAACAAUAACUGUGUGUGGAAUAUUUAGGUGUUUAGCAUGCUCUAUGAGCCAUUAAUUUUCUUUCUCCUCCUUUCCCCCAAUAUUAUAUGUUUCUCACGGUGUUUUUGUAUCUUCGGGCUCUGCCCCCAACGUUUAUUAAUGCAAUUUUUACAAGUUUUGCUUUUGCAAAUAAGCA
Molecule: messenger RNA, 2700 nt
Organism: Arachis ipaensis
Lineage: Eukaryota; Viridiplantae; Streptophyta; Magnoliopsida; Fabales; Fabaceae
Product: 5-methyltetrahydropteroyltriglutamate--homocysteine methyltransferase
Molecular function (GO): zinc ion binding; 5-methyltetrahydropteroyltriglutamate-homocysteine S-methyltransferase activity
Source: RefSeq, a predicted model, not a curated record